GCAGGGCCGCUAUGCAUUCUGGGUAGUAUAUGUAACAAAAUGGCGCGUGUUUCGAAGAGAAGAAUAGUUCACUCGUAAAUUCAUUCGAGAUUCUUCGACAGUUUGUGGUUUAUACGAACCGCAGAUGGCUUGCAUACAGAGAAUAUAGUCUUCCACGUCUCCGGAAAACAUUUUGGUCCUUCUGUUGGACGUCUGAAGCUGAAAUUAUGAGACGUAGCCAGGCUCCAAGCCAGCUGGCUGCAGCCAAACGUAAGCCUGGGGAGGAUGCUGAUGAAGACUGGAGACCAAACAAGGUUGCUAAGAGGAACAAAGCCAAGUCUGAUAUCGAUGAUUCUCCAUCCAGUCAGUUUAUGUCGCCGUACCGACGACCACUGACCCCUAUCACCAACCAGUCUCGUUUCCCAGACUCUUCAUCGCAUGAGGCCUUUAUCAGAUCAAUCCUGUCCAAACCCUUCAAGAUUCCUAUCCCUAAUUACAAAGGUCCCACAUUAAAAGGAUCACUAGGCAUCCGCAGACAGGGAACUCGGCGGGCGCUUCAUGACCCUGAAGAGGAGGGAGCUCUUGUUCUGUACCACCCUCCACAGCUGUCAGCUCAGGAGGCUCUGAAAGUAGACCUAGAAAAGCAUCCUGUUCAUGUUGUUGUAGACCCUGUCCUGUGCUGUGUGCUGCGGCCUCACCAGAGGGAGGGGGUGAAGUUCAUGUGGGACUGUGUGACGGGAGAGAGGAUCCCCGGCAGCCAGGGGUGCAUCAUGGCUGAUGAAAUGGGUUUAGGCAAGACUCUUCAAUGUAUCACUCUCCUCUGGACAUUACUAAAACAAAGCCCUGAUGCCAAGCCAACAAUAGACAAAGCCAUAGUUGUGACACCAUCCAGUUUAGUCAAGAAUUGGUACAAUGAGAUCAACAAGUGGCUGGGCACCAGGGUCAAUGCCCUCGCUAUUGACUCUGGCUCCAAGGACCAGAUAGACAGGAAUCUUGACAGUUUCAUGUCCCAGCAGGGCAGGCGUGUUUCCUCCCCUAUCCUCAUCAUCUCGUACGAGACAUUCCGGCUCCACGCUGCUGUUCUACACAGGGGCCCGAUCGGACUGGUUAUAUGUGACGAGGGCCACCGGCUAAAGAACUGUGAGAACCUGACGUACCAGGCGCUGAGUGGGCUGAAGUGCAGGAGACGGGUGUUGCUAUCGGGCACACCCAUCCAGAACGAUCUCCUGGAAUACUUCAGUCUGGUGCACUUUGUCAACACUGGUAUCCUGGGCACAGCACAAGAGUUUAAGAAGCGAUUUGAGACGCCAAUCUUACGCGGUCGAGAUGCAAGCGCCUCGGAUAAGGACCAGAAGAGGGGAGAAGAAAAACUCAAGGAGCUGUUGGACAUUGUUGACCGCUGCAUCAUCAGGAGAACGGCCUCCAUCCUGUCCAAGUACCUGCCAGUUAAGAUUGAGCAGGUGGUUUGUUGUCGACUGACACCCCUACAGACUGCUCUUUACAAGCACAUGGUACAGUCUAAACUGGUGCAGGCUCAACUGGACAAGUCCAAGUCAGGGAAGGUGACGGGGUCCGCCUUCACUGCCAUCACCCAGCUGAAGAAACUCUGCAAUCAUCCUUCAUUGAUUUAUGAGAAAUGUCUGGAGGGUGAUGAAGGGUUAGAUGGAGCUCUGGAUCUGUUCCCAGAGAAGUAUAGUCCCAAACACAUCCAGCCAGAGCUGUCAGGUAAGAUGCUGGUGUUGGAUUACAUCCUGGCCAUGACGAAGAGUAAAACCUCAGACAAGGUCGUCCUGGUCUCCAACUACACACAGACGCUGGACCUGUUUGAGAAGUUGUGCCGAUCCAGAGGCUACCUGUAUGUGCGUCUGGAUGGAUCUAUGACCAUCAAGAAAAGGGCAAAGGUUGUGGAGAGGUUUAACAACCCCAGUAGCCCUGAGUUCAUCUUCAUGUUGAGCAGUAAGGCAGGAGGCUGUGGGCUGAAUCUGAUUGGUGCUAACCGACUGGUGAUGUUCGACCCUGACUGGAACCCAGCUAAUGAUGAGCAGGCCAUGGCACGGGUGUGGCGUGACGGCCAGAAGAAACAGUGUUAUAUCUACAGAUUACUAGCAACUGGUACGAUAGAGGAGAAGAUAUUCCAGCGGCAGGCGCACAAGAAGGCGCUGAGCAGCUGUGUGGUGGAUCAGGAGGAAGACGUGGAUCGCCACUUCUCAUUGGACGAGCUGCGGGACCUCUUCCCGUUAAACGAGGACACCAUCAGCGACACGCACGACAAGUUCAAAUGUCGUCGCUGUGUGAACAGAAUCCAGGUGCGGCCGCCGCCCGACGACUCGGACUGCAACAGCGACCUCUCGCAGUGGCAUCACGCGGCAGAUAAACGGGGGCUUCAGGACCUCAUGCUCAAGGCAUGCUGGGAUGCAGCUGUGACCUUCACCUUCCAUCACAGGUCACACGAAGAACAGAGGGGUGUGGUGUGAGGACACAGUCUGUGAUUGGUUGCUUGUGUCACAUGACCAGUGCAGAAAAGAACCAAUGAUUGGUUGGAUGGAGUUCAGCAAUGGACAUUUCAGUAUCACAUGUUGAGUACAGAGAACUGUGAUUGACUGUCGCUUGGUGGAGCAAGACUGAGUAUCUAUAGACCCUGGGAUGGGCCAGUUGAGGAUUGAAUCAAAAAGUGCAAAGAUGAAACACACAGUCUUAUGAUUGGCUGUUUUGAUAAGAAUGACAUGGCAGAGAACACACUCCCAGAUUGGUGACACAAGAAAGAAACUGCAGACAUUUACCAAGGAUGACAGCUAGAAUGGUUAAUGCUUUGCUGUUGCUGUUUGUAGACAGAACCUGAAACCUUCAACAAAACACUGUAGGUAUCAAAAAGACUAGUUGUUGGCAUCUUUUGGUACAUUGAACGGUAAAAAAAGAAGUCAUGAAAAAAGCCAGUAUCAUUGAUUCCCAGAAAAUAAUCUACAGUUUCAACCCAGAUACAUACAUUAGGUCUCUUAGAUAGGCAUAUUAUUUAUUGCAGACUGUUUUUCAUGUAAAAGAGCAAUAUACCUCAUGUACGUAGUUCUAGUUACCAUUACAUAUGUGAAGAAAAAUCUGUACUGGACUUUUAUCCCUGCUGCAGAACAAAGUAUGAUGGAAAUUUCAGCGUGGAGAAGUGAAAUUUGAUCAGUAAUGUGAGGAUAGGUUUUCCAGUUUUUAACAUGGAAGUGACUUUUCCAUUA
Branchiostoma floridae (Florida lancelet) is the source of this 3200-nucleotide messenger RNA. RefSeq names its product DNA repair and recombination protein RAD54-like. Gene Ontology annotation, cellular component: nucleus. NCBI's taxonomy places the organism in Eukaryota, Metazoa, Chordata, Leptocardii, Amphioxiformes, Branchiostomatidae. The record is from RefSeq and is a predicted model, not a curated record. Gene Ontology annotation, molecular function: DNA translocase activity; ATP binding; ATP-dependent chromatin remodeler activity. The transcript is spliced from 22 exons. Bases 207 to 2453 code for a protein of 748 amino acids. Gene Ontology annotation, biological process: double-strand break repair via synthesis-dependent strand annealing; reciprocal meiotic recombination.